This is a messenger RNA of Parnassius apollo (apollo), 1749 nucleotides long. The record is from the annotation of a GenBank genome assembly. Lineage: Eukaryota; Metazoa; Arthropoda; Insecta; Lepidoptera; Papilionidae.
AUGUUGGAGAAGAGACGUCACACAUUAAUGAGUAUUCCCGAAAAGAACGAAAGUGACGGAGAUGCUGUAUACAAAUGGGUCCCUAAGAAGAAACACGAAGUCUUAAAGGCAAAAUAUAAAUGCUUGAAGAAGCUCUUUCAGAUUUAUGAUGCUAGUGUUAUAGGUAUCCUUCCUGACCCUUACGCAGUGCCUGAAAAUAUAGUGCGUGACGAAAGAAAGCAUUCGAGAAGGAGGCGCUCGCGUAGGACAAAAACUGACGCAUCUGCGGGAACCAACGAAGUUUCUAGUGGUGAUGUCCCUCCACCUUCUAUUAAUGAGAAACGCUCAAUAGCUACUGCGGUGAUUCGGGACUUGAAACUUCAGUAUACGACAUCAGUUACGGAAACGAACACCAAAUCCGUUACCAAGCUACAUGAUAAAUUUACUCAGGAAUCGAAAGAAAAUUUUUCUAUGACAACUAGCGAAAAGGAGUGUGAAUGCACACAAACCGCAGAUCUUCCGAAAAUGCCUUAUUUGAUGGCAAAACAAAGGCAACCAAAACCUACUCGUUUCCAAAUGUUCCUCCAACGUAUUCUUGGUAUAAGACGCGAGACGCCCAAUUACGUUCCGGUCACCCAGUCACAUGUCUAUGCGGCCAGCGACAAUAACAUUCAGAAUCGGUACGAAAAGCGACGAAGACAUGGCCUCCGGUUCCGACGGGUUCGGAGUGGAAAGAAAGUUCGCUCAGAGACCACGCUCAAGAAUGGACAAAGUCCGAUGAUUCUAACGUACGUACAAUCCGUACAGAGAAAUUGUUUAAUGGAUACCACGCCUCGACAAUGUCCCUUUGUCGGGUGCAGAAUGAUUUUUUAUGGAAUUAUUAACUACAACGACCAUUUGAACCUAUGCCACUUCACUGACCGUAAAUUCAUUUGCCAUUAUUGCCACGAAGGCUUUUUGAGCAAGGACGAUAAAUUGUUGCACGAAAAUGAGCAUAUUGGCAUACCAAAACUAAAGACAGAAUUAACAUUGACUCCGUCAACUGACCGGCAAUCGUCCAAGGUGGCCAGCCUUACCCAAACUGACCCCGAACCUAAGCUUGACGUCAGUGAAGAUAAACUAAAGAAGAUUGUGUCUUUUUUUGAUAAAAUUGACGACCCCUUGGAAAUAAUAUCCGAAAUCAAUAAGAGUCGACAUUCUGCUUCCAACUUGAACAUAACACGUCAGUCUUCUAAAACUAAUACAACAAUUUCCGAGGUCAGAAAAGAAAAAGGAAACUCCAGCUGCAUGCACUUACAAACAGCUGAGAGAAAGUCUAUUUCAUAUGCUGAUUUCGAUGUGCAGUCCAAUCAUUCGCAGACAUCGUCGUUCAAAUGUGAAAUAUGUGGAGAGAAUUUUGAUCGCAGGCAUCGUUUGAAUCUCCACGUGGAUGUAGAACAUCGGGGCCGCAAUAAAAACUCAAAAUUUCAAGGCCGCGAUCAAGAUGAGAUCUCAGAAGACGACGACCUUCGCAGUCAGUGUAGCAGCAACAGCAAUGACCACAGCUUUGCGACUGUUCAUACAGUCAACACGUCGUCCACCCUCAGCCAGUCUACAUCCGGUGAUAAGUCAGCUGGAAGCGAGAGUUGUGAUCCCACAACAAACAUUGUUUACUAUUCUUCAUUAGAGGCAUUUAAAAAGCCAUCGGCGAUGGACAGUUUGGUCAAAAGAGUACGAACAGGUUUCAGAAGUUACAAAUGGGAGCCGGGAAGCAGGGCCGUACACAGCUAA